CCCGAAGCUCCCGCUUCCAAGAUGGCGGCAGCGGUUUCUUUCCGGCUGUCGGGGUGGUGGUGAAGACUGGCUGCAGAAGGUCAGCUCCCAGGUGGUCACGCUCCCUGCACCUGCAGAGCUAGCUCCCAGAAACGUGAAGAACGGAAAGGAGCCAGUUUCCUCCGCCUCCCUGGGUUCUCUUGAGGCCACUCCACAGUCCUGUUAAGACUGCCUCACCCCUGGCGAAACUGGUCCUAAGAUUGCUGUUGGAGUGCUGGAUGGAGCCUUCCUCUGUCCUCUGUGACAUUUCCAAUUUUAUAUAAUGCCUCACAUCUCUGCUCCCCCGGGACCCCGUGGAGUCCCCAUGAUCCUGAAGAAGACAGCUUGAACCUAGACUACACCCCAGGAUGCUGCGGAGGCUGCUGGAGCGACCCUGCACUCUGGCCCUGCUUGUGGGCUCCCAGCUGGCUGUCAUGAUGUACCUGUCGCUGGGGGGCUUCCGAAGCCUCAGCGCUCUAUUUGGCCGAGAGCAGGAGCCGACAUUUGACUACUCUCAUCCCCAUGAUGUCUACAGUAACCUCAGUCACCUGCCUGGGGCCCCUGUUGCCCCAGGGGGCCCCCCAGCUCCUCAAGGUCUGCCCUACUGUCCAGAACGAUCUCCUCUCUUAGUGGGUCCCGUGUCCGUGUCCUUUAGCCCAGUGCCGUCACUGGCAGAGAUUGUGGAGAGGAAUCCCCGGGUGGAACCGGGGGGCCGGUACCGCCCUGCAGGGUGUGAGCCCCGGUCCCGAACAGCCAUCAUUGUGCCCCAUCGUGCCCGGGAGCACCACCUGCGCCUGCUGCUCUACCACCUGCACCCGUUCCUGCAACGCCAGCAGCUUGCUUAUGGCAUCUAUGUCAUCCACCAGGCUGGAAAUGGAACAUUUAACAGGGCAAAGCUGCUGAAUGUUGGGGUGCGGGAGGCCCUGCGUGAUGAAGAAUGGGACUGCUUGUUCUUGCAUGAUGUGGACCUCUUGCCAGAGAACGACCACAAUCUGUAUGUGUGUGACCCCCGAGGACCCCGGCAUGUUGCUGUUGCCAUGAACAAGUUUGGAUACAGCCUCCCGUACCCCCAGUACUUUGGAGGGGUCUCGGCGCUCACUCCUGACCAGUAUCUGAAGAUGAAUGGCUUCCCCAAUGAAUACUGGGGCUGGGGUGGUGAGGAUGAUGACAUUGCUACCAGGGUACGCCUGGCUGGGAUGAAGAUCUCUCGGCCCCCCACAUCUGUGGGACACUAUAAGAUGGUGAAGCACCGAGGAGAUAAGGGCAACGAGGAAAAUCCCCACAGAUUUGACCUCCUGGUCCGAACCCGGAAUUCCUGGACUCAAGAUGGGAUGAACUCACUGACAUACCGAUUGCUGGCUCGAGAGCUGGGCCCUCUCUAUACCAACAUCACAGCAGACAUUGGAACUGACCCUCGGGGUCCUCAGACUCCCUCUGGUCCCCGUUACCCACCUGGUUCCUCCCAGGCCUUCCGUCAGGAGAUGCUGCAGCGCCGGCCCCCAGCCAGGCCCGACCCUCUGCCUGCUGCCAACCACACAGCUCCCCAUGGUUCACACUGACUCCUCCUUAAUCAUGAAACUGAAUCAGAAGAGUUGUGUUCUCCCCACCCUCAGCUCCUCACUGCUCUUAGAGGGGAUGUGGGGGAAAUGAACUCUACUGCCGUGCUGGGGGCAGGGGCCUCUCCUCACUGCUGGACUGGAGCUGGGCUCCUCUAGCCCUGGGGGUCCCUCUUUCUAGGGUCACCAGCCAGGGCUUAUGACUGUGAAUCCUUGAUGUCAUGAUUUUCUGUGAUGACUCCUAGGAGUCCCCUGCCCAGGGGGUAAGAGCAGGGCUGGACCCCAAAUCCCUUCCUCUUCCAUGGAGAGAAGAGUGUUCUGACUUCUCCCGGGACCUCUGUGAAUAUUUAUUCUAUUUAUGGUUCCCAGGAAGUGUGUUUGAAGGAAGCCCCUCCCAGGGUACUUUCUGCCAGUGCUGGAGUAGCUCCCUCUUCUGGACCUUGCUCAGGGGGCUGGGAUUUUGAUAUAUUUUCUAAUAAAGGACUUUGUCUUGC
Molecule: messenger RNA, 2068 nt
Organism: Globicephala melas (long-finned pilot whale)
Lineage: Eukaryota; Metazoa; Chordata; Mammalia; Artiodactyla; Delphinidae
Gene: B4GALT3
Product: beta-1,4-galactosyltransferase 3
Biological process (GO): galactosylceramide biosynthetic process; carbohydrate metabolic process
Cellular component (GO): Golgi apparatus
Molecular function (GO): galactosyltransferase activity
Source: RefSeq, a predicted model, not a curated record